UUCAUUAAUCGUGAUGAUACCCGUUUCUAGUAAUUAUACACUUGAACAAAAUAAUUUGAUGUUCCGUUACUGCAAUACACUCAUGAGCUAACAGUACCAGGGCAAUAAAAGCUCCACAGCUGCAUUCAGAAGUCUUUAUUUUCACACGUUUGCUCAAUUUGUAUCAUACAAUUUUAAACAUACAGUGCAACAUGUUGAGACUUGCCCUUCUACUCGUACUGGCACAGACAGGUUUGGGACAAGUGGUUUCGUUCGGACAAUGUCCAAAUGUCACAGCAAUGGAUAACUUUGAAGCGGAUAAAUACAUGGGCAAAUGGUACGAACUGGAAAGGUACUUUGCUGUUUUUGAGUUCGGAGGAGAAUGUGUUACUGCAACUUACACGUUAAACGAGAACGAAACCAUCACAGUAAUGAACACUCAAACUAGCGCUAUCACCAGAAUGCAGGCUUCAAUAAACGGCGAAGCAAAAUUCGAUGGUCCUACAAAUGAAGCCAAACUAUCCGUAGCUUUUUCAUUAUUACCAGAAAGGUUUGCGGCACCUUAUUGGGUUCUUGGUACGGAUUACGAACAUUACACAGUCGUUUGGUCAUGCCUCAAUAUGGGAUUUCUACAUUCAAGGAAUGCUUGGAUUUUAGCCAGAACCCAAACACUAACACCAGAAUUGCUAAGUGAAGCUCAUGCGAUUUUGGAUAAGAACAACAUAUCCAGACUCUAUUUUAUCCGAACAAACCAGAGAAAUUGUAAGGAUGUGUAAUUUGAUUAAUUAAAAUGAGUAUUUAAGGAAAAUUUUCCCAGAAUGAGCUACGGAUUUAAGUCACUUAAAAACAUUUAGUGUUAUUUGUAUACAUUUAGUUUAAAUAUAACGUAAAACAGU
This is a messenger RNA of Dendroctonus ponderosae (mountain pine beetle), 875 nucleotides long. RefSeq names its product apolipoprotein D. The record is from RefSeq and is a predicted model, not a curated record. Gene Ontology annotation, molecular function: pigment binding. NCBI's taxonomy places the organism in Eukaryota, Metazoa, Arthropoda, Insecta, Coleoptera, Curculionidae. Bases 192 to 755 code for a protein of 187 amino acids. The transcript is spliced from 5 exons.